AACUCAUUUUGCUUCAUCCAAGAAGUCAUAAAGCCAAAAGCACUUUGGUGUUGAUUCUGCAAAAGGGUCACACAAGACAACAACCAGUGAGCAUAAUGAGAACUUCCUUGGUUUUCUUGUUACUUCUUACAUGCUUGCUGGUUGUUGAAAAUGUCCAAUGCAAACCAAACUAUAGAGAAGCUUUGGCUAAAUCCUUAUUGUUUUUUCAAGGCCAGAGGUCAGGAAGGCUCCCUCCUGACCAACAAAUCAAAUGGAGAUCCAAUUCUGGCAUGUCCGAUGGUCGCCUUGCCAAUGUGGAUUUAACAGGAGGCUAUUAUGAUGCAGGAGACAAUGUUAAAUUCAAUUUUCCAAUGGCAUUCACAACAACAAUGCUAUCAUGGAGCACAAUUGAAUAUGGAAAGAGAAUGGGACCACAAAUGAAAGAAGCAAGAGCUGCAAUUCGCCACGCGACAGAUUAUCUCCUCAAAUGUGCAACAUCAACACCUGGAAGACUCUAUGUUGGUGUUGGAGAUCCAAAUGUUGAUCACAAAUGUUGGGAAAGACCAGAAGAUAUGGACACUGUUAGAACUGUUUAUUUCGUAUCUUCAAAGAAUCCCGGUUCUGAUGUUGCCGCUGAAACCGCUGCUGCACUUGCUGCGGCGUCUAUUGUUUUUAGAAAAGUUGAUCCAACUUAUUCUAAGCUUUUGUUGAGGACUGCACAAAAGGUUUAUCAGUUUGCUUUGCAGUAUCAAGGUUCAUACAGUGAUUCACUUGGUUCAGCUGUUUGUCCAUUUUAUUGCUCAUAUUCUGGAUUCAAGGAUGAACUAUUGUGGGGAGCUGCAUGGCUUUUUAGAGCAACAAAUGCUGUUAAAUACUACAAUUUGGUUAAGUCUUUGGGAGCUGAUGAUCAACCUGAUAUCUUCAGCUGGGAUAACAAAUAUGCUGGUGCACAUGUCCUUCUCUCAAGGAGAGCAUUGUUGAAUGGUGAUAAGAACUUUGAUCAAUAUAGGCAAGAAGCUGAUAAUUUCAUGUGCAAGAUCUUGCCCAAUUCACCCUCUUCAACUACACAGUAUACACAAGGGGGACUCAUGUUCAAGUUACCUGCAAGCAAUCUUCAGUAUGUGACAUCUAUAACAUUCUUACUUACAACCUACUCCAAGUAUAUGGCAGCUACAAAGCAUACAUUUAACUGUGGUGGCGUCUUUGUCACUCCAAAUACCUUAAGAACUGUUGCGAAAAGACAGGUAGACUAUAUAUUAGGUGAAAAUCCACUUAGAAUGUCCUAUAUGGUAGGUUAUGGUCCAUAUUUUCCCAAGAGAAUUCACCACAGAGGAUCUUCAUUGCCUUCACUAUCAGUUCAUCCACAGACAAUAGGAUGUGAUGGAGGUUUCAAUCCGUUUUUCCAUUCAAUGAAUCAGAACCCUAAUAUAUUGGUUGGAGCCAUAGUUGGAGGUCCAAACCAAAACGAUGGAUUUCCGGAUGACCGUGGUGAUUAUAGUCAUUCAGAACCAGCAACUUACAUCAAUGGUGGGAUUGUUGGACCUUUAGCGUACUUUGCUGGUAACAAUUAAUGUUAGAUUUGACUUUGAUAGCAAGGUUAAAAACAGAAAUCUGCUAUCAAAGUGUAGAUACUAUCUCAUCUCUACCCAACAAAGGGAUGUCUACCAAAUCAAAAACAGAUGGUGGUGGACUAUGAAGGGAGCAGUGUUCUUUUUCAGUCUUUGAUACAAAAAAUAUAUAGCUUUUAGUAAUCUUAAAUGUAAUCCAACAUCUUUACUAUGUUUUACACUACAUGGUGUAUCAUAGCACCCAAAAAACUUAUGUAAUCACUUAUUAAAAUGAAAUAGCUUCAUCCAUCUUUGCAUU
This is a messenger RNA of Medicago truncatula (barrel medic), 1845 nucleotides long. Its product is annotated as endoglucanase 9. Gene Ontology annotation, biological process: carbohydrate metabolic process. Gene Ontology annotation, molecular function: hydrolase activity, hydrolyzing O-glycosyl compounds. The transcript is spliced from 6 exons. Lineage: Eukaryota; Viridiplantae; Streptophyta; Magnoliopsida; Fabales; Fabaceae. The record is from RefSeq and is a predicted model, not a curated record. The coding region runs from base 96 to 1550 and encodes 484 amino acids.